GUAGCUUUCGGUUUUUUUUCUGUAUAUGACCGUCAUUACGGUAACUCCGCGGGGCUUCGCCGUAGCAAACAUGGCGUUGUCCUGUUCGAGCCUGUGUAGACAUUUGUCUUUGGUCCGACUGUGUGGCCUCAGGACAAACAGGACAACAACUGGCCUGUAUUCUCCAUACCUGUCCUGUCAGUCCAGGUUGCCCCUGUGUAGACUCUACUCAUCGUCCAAAGUUAGACGAGGUAUUGGACGAUAUGUCACCUCCAGGCUCCAGUGGGCAAAUAGCAAAUAUGAGGGUUUCCUCAAAAGGAGAUUUCCCAGCUUUUACCAGCUCUACCAUACUUUUGUGGAAGGAUUCAAGUUACUUUUCCAAGAUGCCAAAGAUGUGAGGAGGAUAAAAGCAAAGAUGACAUCUGAUAGAGUAAAGUUCCAGGACUUGCCCUACAGGGAGAUGGAGAAACUCAGACAGUUUCACAGAAACAUGAUCAAAGCCAUCCCGCUGGUGAUGAUAUCAAUCCCUCCCUUUGCCAACUACCUGGUUUUUGUCUUGAUGUACUUUUUCCCCCGCCAGCUCCUGAUCCCUCACUUCUGGACCCCCAGGCAGCAGGUGGAGUUUCGGGGAGUGUAUAAUUCCCUGAGGGCCCGGCACCACUGGCCGGUGCUCAAAGGCCUCGAGGAUAUGAGCCGCCAGGUCAAAGAAGGUCAGCUACAGAGUGACCUUAGGCACCUGUGUGCUAAAGUGCAAAGUGGAGUGAACCCUAAAGUGUCUGAAAUCCUCGCUGUUCGACGCCUGUUUUCUGGACCCCCUCUGGGCAUGAAGAGGAUGAGCGUGGAUCACAUGAGGCACAUCAGCCCCCUGCUCUUCCUGACGCCUCGCCUCCCGGGUUUCGUGAUCGGCCGGCGGUUGAACAGCCACGCCCUGGAGCUGCUGCAGCUCGACCGGGCCCUCAGCAGGCUGGGCCCUCACCAGCUCAGUGACGCAGAACUCAGACAGGCUUGUUAUGUAAGAGGGCUCAAUUCUGAUAGUCUUGGCGUUAACCAGUGCCGUGAGUGGUUGUCCCAGUGGCUUCAGGUGUCCUCCUCAUUGAAAGACUCGGAAGUGUCACUGCUUUUGCACAGCAUUGUAUUUCUCUCUGCCAACUACCAGAAUGGUCUCAAAUGGUCCCACUGACAGGAACCCGGAAGAAAUAUGCUUUUGUGAUAAAGUUCUCAUUUGCGCACUGAGCAGCAUAAGAUCCUAAGACUUGUCACCAUCACCUUUUUGCAAAGGAAAAAAAAUAUUUUUAAACUGUUCUUGGCAAGAUUUUUUGGUUUAAAAAGAAGAAAACUCUACUCAUCUGAAGAGACAAAUGCCACAAAGCACAGCCAAAGGUAACGGAAUAUUUGGAAAAAUAUGGUGACUCUAUGGAGUGGUGUGGGAUUCUACUUUGUACAUAAGGACCAUAAAACAGGUCAAUUUUGGCCUAAAAAUGUUGCUUAGGGCAGUUUAACUAAUUGUGAUGCACUGAACUAUAUUAAAGUGGUGAUUCUGAGGCAGUAUCAUGAUUGCCUGUUGCCGUAUCUCAAGCUUGGCACCACUUUAAGGUACAGACUCGUCAUCUGUUUACUUCUACGCUAACACACAUUACAACGCUACAAAGAAGAUAUUGUUAAGUGAAAGUUCAGGAGAACUCUGUGGUUAGUUAAUAUUUUGCUUGUGGAAUGGUACAAUUGUUCGGACACAUUCCAUUCAUCAAAAUCCAGAUAAGAUAGCUUUUAUGUGAGCGUGUUAAAUGUUUUUACAUGUUCACAUCAAACGUACUGUUUGUUUCUCGUACCUCACUUCGUGCUCUGCUUUCUGCUCUCGAAAUUGUUACUAACCCGUAAAAAGAGGAGUUUUAAGGCAACAGUCUUGAUUGAAGGAACUCAAAAAAGGAACAACUGGUCAACAUGAAAGAGCAGCAGAUUAUACGUGGGCUCCUAAAUACGCUGAGAUAACCUGGCUGCAAAAACACUCACAUGCUUGUGUAGUGAGAAGCUGAACUCGCUGUAGAUGAACCUCUUUGGGAUGCAGCACAGGAGCACUUUAUUGUUUACUUGAUGUUUUCUUGCUGUGAAAGCUGAAUGACAUGAACUUAUCCUGGUAAGGCCACACCGCUCAUCGCAACAUUUCAUUCAAGCUUUUUGCCUGGGGUGACGCUGUAAAGAGGAACUGCACAUCCCUUUCGCUGGUGUUUAGUGUUGUAAACUCUCAAAUAGGAAAUGUCAUUUGCUUCCUGUGCCUUUUGCAAGAACUGGCACAACACACCCUGAAAUAUGAGUUAAAGUUAGUCUGAUAAUGAAUUUUUUUUUUUUUUUUUUUUUUAA
This is a messenger RNA of Xiphias gladius (swordfish), 2334 nucleotides long. It is a transcript of the gene letmd1, whose product is annotated as LETM1 domain containing 1. Lineage: Eukaryota; Metazoa; Chordata; Actinopteri; Istiophoriformes; Xiphiidae. The transcript has 9 exons. The coding region runs from base 26 to 1159 and encodes 377 amino acids. Gene Ontology annotation, cellular component: mitochondrial inner membrane. Gene Ontology annotation, molecular function: ribosome binding. The record is from RefSeq and is a predicted model, not a curated record. Gene Ontology annotation, biological process: intracellular monoatomic cation homeostasis.